Messenger RNA from Etheostoma cragini (Arkansas darter), 3229 nucleotides. RefSeq names its product lysine (K)-specific demethylase 8 (gene kdm8). Lineage: Eukaryota; Metazoa; Chordata; Actinopteri; Perciformes; Percidae. The record is from RefSeq and is a predicted model, not a curated record. Gene Ontology annotation, cellular component: nucleus. The transcript is spliced from 9 exons. Gene Ontology annotation, molecular function: histone H3K36 demethylase activity. The coding region runs from base 182 to 1402 and encodes 406 amino acids.
CCCACAGGCAGUAAAGUUGUAGUGUUAGGUUGACGUACCGACAGAUGCUGCCUCCUGUUUUAAAGAUAAUAUUGGAUUAAAGGUGUAAAUGUCGCGAAAACAGAGCGGAGCCUUUGGGGAUGCUUUACCAGGAGUCUGUCAAUGAUUCGUUACACAAGCAUAAAUAAAGACUUUGUCAUCAAUGGCCACACUCUGGUCCAAGAUCUCUGCUGUUCUGCCUCAUAAUGAGGAACAGUUUCCACUGCAGUUCAGUGACAAAGUAGAGUCAAGUGUAGUGGAAAUGCUGAGACGGUCUAGGCUGCAGCUGUACAGCGACUCUACGAGCGCCAGCCGAAUGCUAAAUGCUCAGAUCAUUUUGGAUUUUUCGUGGGAGAAACUCAACAUGGGAACAUGGCGCCACGUGGACAAAGAAUGGAGACGGGUUUAUUCGUACGGCUGUCUGUUCAAAGUAGGCGCUCUGUGUCGUGAAGACCCGUCAGCGGACGAGGUCCUGCAAGCUGUGAGGACUUGUGACAUGGGUUUACUCAUGGGUGCAGCCAUCAUGGACAAUAUACUUCAGGUUAUUGUUCAGAUUCUGCAAGAUGAAGUAAGGAAGUCCAUUAAAGAAGAAGAAGAAAAUGACCUCACUGAGGCCAAGAGAAUAAAGAUGGAGAACCCACGUACUCCUGUGAUCAAAGAAGAGUUGGCAGUUCCCAGGAUAAAGUGUCCUUCACUGGAGAGCUUUAACACAAACUACCUGCUCCCCCUCAAACCAGUGAUUUUAGAGGGGAUCAUUGAGCACUGGCCUGCACUCAACCAGCACCCCUGGAGCAUAGAAUACUUGAGGUCUGUUGCUGGCUGUCGGACUGUUCCUGUCGAGGUGGGAUCCAGGUACACAGACGAGGAAUGGUCACAGACACUGCUUACGGUCAAUGAAUUCAUUGAUCGAUACAUUUUGAAUAAAGACGGAGGAAAAGGUGUGGGUUAUCUCGCUCAACACCAGCUUUUUGAUCAGAUACCAGAGCUAAAGGAAGACAUCCGCCCUCCUGAUUACUGCUGCCUUGGCGAAGGAGAUGAAGACGACAUUACUGUAAAUGCGUGGUUCGGGCCCGGAGGUACUGUGUCUCCUCUUCACCAAGACCCUCAGCAGAACUUCCUGGCACAGGUUGUGGGAAGCAAAUACAUUCGCCUAUAUUCCCCACAGGACACAGACAAGCUGUACCCUCAUCAAUCACAGCUCCUUCAUAACACCAGUCAGGUGGAGGUGGAGAACCCAGACACAGAACGCUUCCCGGAAUUUUCCAAGGCUCCGUAUGUGGAAUGUGUGUUGCAGCCUGGAGACGUGCUGUUCAUCCCCGUCCAACACUGGCAUUACGUUCGAUCCUUAGAGCUCAGCUUCUCUGUCAGCUUCUGGUGGUCAUGACUAGAGAUCCGUGAUAAAGUGAUUACAUUUUGAGCUUGUUUUCCGUUUCUGUGGAGGGAAAUCAAUUUGGAGUUUUUAACUAAUGCCAAGCUACUUCUUGUGAAUUUGAGGACAACCGCUGAUCACACAAACCUUUGAUCCAUGAACAAUGAACACACACUGCUGAAUGAUUAGCUUAAUUGUGCUGCUGAUGAUUGCAACAACAUCUAUUGUGUAGAAAGCUAACAGCGGGGGGAAAAAAACAAAUGAGCAGUUAAAACUGUUUGUGCUCAUUUCAUCCUGCAUAUAAUUACGUAGAGUUGUUAGUCAUCUAAUUUGAUAGGAUAUGUUUCUCUUUUCAAAUUGGCAUAUUUAAUUGUGUACUCAACCUUAUUCCUACAACUAUCCUCAGAUGUAUGAUUUCCAUAAUUCAUGGAAAUGGGGCAAGUCUUCCAAUUUAAUAACCGAGUGAGCUACAGGUACGAAGAAGUGGUAAUAAACAAGGCUUUGUGGUUAAACUGACAGUCGGAGGCAAUCAAGCAGGUCACAGAUGGAAAUUAAUAAAUUAAAUGAAUCAAUCCCCUGGGACAGGCAGACUUUGAAAUUAAAACUGUCUCAUUGGUUAAGUAUCCUGACAGUCAAACUCUUGUCGAGCACCAAAAACACAACACCCGACUGCAGCACUUAAUUUUGCAUUUCAAACCUCUGACAGGCCCCAGUCAUGUAUCCCGUAGGUCCAUUUCAAUCAAGCCCUCUAAUUAGAGCCAUGAAGUAUGUGAGGAUGUGACCAAAUUAAAUGGAUCAAUGAUGUACACAUUUGAGCUGCUUUUCAGCCAAAUUCACAAUCAGCUGAAGUAGUCAAGGGAAAUCAAGGCAGAAUACUUCUGAGGAGAAGAGAAUGUAAGUUGUUUUAAGUAAACACAACAGCCCAAGAAAAUGGGAUUACAUUUUUUUUCUGAUUAAGAAAAAUGGGUAAGAGUUUGAGUAUGAACAAAGAAAGUAAACGUUUUUUAGGGCAGGUACUCGUUAGCUGAAAGAGAAACAGAGUAACGACCCACUACUACAUAAAGGCUAUAGUAUAAACUUGAGUGACAUUUGAAACUGGCCUAUAGGGCAGCCUAAAGCCUUUACAUACCUUUUUAUGGUACAUGUACUAAGCUAUGAAAAUAAUAAUUGACCUAUUCAUGUAUUUAGACAUCAUGUAUUAGUUUAUGUGCCAGAGUGAAUCGUUAAACCUAACUGUACUGUAUCUGUGGAUGGCUACGUUAGUGGCUUCCUUCCAGGCCAGUAAGCUUAUUAUCACAAAUAGGCCGAUUUAUGUUAAUAAUGCUAAUAAUAUGGGUGAUUCCUAUUUGUUAUAUUUUCACACAUAUUUUAUUACAAAAAGAAAUAGUUCAAAAAAUAAUCAAACAAUAAUUUGGUGGCUCCCACUCUCAGUACCCUCCUAGGUGUCCUUGACCCCCUGUUGAAGAAAGACAGUGGCAAAAAAAAACUCAACUAAACAAAUAAUAGGUUUAAAGAGUCUAACUACAUGAGUUGUGAUUGAAAUUGGAAUAGCUGUUUUCUCAAAGUGCUUGUAAAUGUCAUACAUGUUCUCAUAAAGGUACGUUAAUGAUUUAUAGUUAAUAGGUUUACGGAUCUUGACAGGUUUCAAGCUUUCGUGAUAGUGCUGCAGAUAUUUAUUACAUGUUGUGAUUUUUAUUGUGGUAUAAUAGCUGAUGCAAUAGACCUGUCCAUGUUCAGGUAAUAGACUCAUUCACACCGAGUUACUUUUCUUAUGGGGUUAUCUAAACCAAUAAUAAGAACCCUGGCAGAGUUUAAUUCUGUAAGUAAAUCCUUUAUACUUCA